GUGGGUGAUGGAGGGAGUCCCGGGCGCAGAAGACGUGAGCUAGACAGUAGUGACCAUGGCAACGACAGCCGCCUCAGCCUCCUGGAGAGGCCGCUCUCCUUUCCGGCUCCCUUGCGGAGCUGAACCCCGCCAGACUACAGCAGGACUCGGGGCGCGCUGGGUCGUGGGGAGGCCAUGCCCAAGGGGAGGCGGGCCAACCCCAGCACCGCGCGGGAUGGCGCCUGGUUUGCACAGUCUGGAAAGCUGCAAAUAUUUCCUGAAUCUCUUACAGCCUCUAUGCAAAAACAGAUACUAAAUUUAGAAGCUACUAAUCAAAUCAACAAUAGAUUGCCACAGAUGUACAAAGUUCGGGAGAAGAAACCAGUAAACACAUUUCCAUUUUCAAUCCAUGAUAAUAGACAUUGUUUAUUGAAUGUCGGAGAGUACUUGGAUUCUGGACUAGGACUAAGGAAAUUUCAACGCGAGACAUGCCAACACCAUUCAGAAAGCUACCUUUUUUUGGCCCAUGAACCCAUUCCAAGCAGUACUGACAAGCAUACCAUUUAUCAGACUUCAUUUGUCGAGUAUCCAAAUACCAAGCGGUCCAUUCUGGGGCGAUUUCCCAAAAGCCAUGCAGAUAGGUCCUUUGCUUUAAAUUCUUCAGCUGCAAACGAUUAUCUGUGGUUUUCAAAAGGCCAUGCCAGUCCUAAUAUUUCAGCUCCUGUCAGGCCUGAGAGAAGCUCUCUCUCUGAGCCUCAGCAACUUUUACCUGCUGAACAUUCAACAGAAUAAAUUUUCCAUGUGAAGACGCUACUAAACCACAUUCCAGUGUGGAUUUACAAUAGGCUUUUAAAGAUUAGCAAACACCACCUUUAUCAUUCUACUUUGCCACCCCCUGGAUCUGAAAUUAUUUUAAGAAGCUAAGUGGCAUUAAAGCAACAGGAAUUGGAUGAGUGGUUGCAUUUAUACAGCUGGGUAUUGUUGUUUUUUAAAAAAGGAUCAGUGAAUUUGGAAAAGGGAAACACAUUUUAUGUUUGCCUUGAAUAUCAAAUAACUUUAGUUUUCGCUCUAAAACAUCAAGAUUUUUCACUGUGUCUCUGGAGGCUUGAGCUAUCUCUACCUCCAUCUGGCAAUCGGUUUAACAACCUGUGUGAAUACAUGGGAUGUUGCCCAUGCCUCUGUCAUGUCCCUGCCAGGAUGAGAUGUGUUGGUAAAGAUAGCACCUGAUCAAUCAUCUUUAAAGCUGUUUAGAGCUUUGAGGAAAGUGAGAGGCAUAUCAGUGUAACUCUUGCUAUACUGCUUCCCCAUUUGCUUACAUGCGAAGUUGUAAAGGAUACUUUGCGUAGUUGGGAGUUUUCAGAUGUUUUAACUGAGGAGUCCUGCGAAUGAAAUGUAUAUUUUUCUCUAUUCAGGAUGACAGCUCAUCCUAAGAUUGGCCUGAUGCCACUUAUUUUGUGGCAAUAUUAUUUAUUCUGGAACACAAGAGCUCUCUCUACAUGGAUGCCAUACUGCAAAACAUCAUGGCACUGUAACAGUUUGUAAUAUAUGUACCACAUCUCCAUGGUGUCAUUUAUUUUUUGAAAAUAUUGGCCUGGCAGUUUCACAUUAGCUGGUUCUGCAGCAUAGCUGCCAACACCUACUGGGUGUUACUCACCCUCAAGGUUCCAUAAAUGAUUUGUGGGUUGUAUAUUACUAUAUGAAAAUCGUUGCUGUGCAUGCAAGCAUCCUGGUCACACUCAAAGGACAACAAUUUUCUAAUACAUACAAGGUUAAGGAUUUCACACCUUUAGCCAAAAACCCUACCAUGGCAUGCAACAGAAGCCAUAAAAUGUCAAAAUAGUAAGCAGGUACAAGCAUGAUGAUUCCAUUAUGUUGGCAUCACAUGCAUAUCUCUUUAUAAUCUAAAUGCCAGUUGAUACAUUUUGCCCUUACUUUUUUUUGUAAAGGUGGAUCACAAUAUACUGAAAACAGUACAACAUUAGCUUCUUCCCAAUCCAUAUAAAAAUUCCCUCCAUCAAUACACAGUGGAAAUGUCAUGUCAAGAUAAGUUAUUGUGGAAGUUUUCCGAAAUAAUUUAGUACAUUUCCUCAGUAGCUACUGAAAUAAUGAUGAUGAUGAUUUUAUUUGUAAAGGGGCCCCCUAUCGAGAUGCUUGGGGUGCUGUUGCACAACAUUUUGAAACAAAAAACAAUUAAUGACAUCAUUAAAACAGUGGCAAAGCCAAGAGCGCGGCAUCAUUAAAAGAAAGUGAUUUCUCGUUUCAAGGCAGAUAAAAGCAGCCUGUCUAUUGCAGAAUCAAAAUUUCCACAGCAUUAGCCAACAAUUUCAUCCCCAAGCAGAUUCCAAAGUAAAGUGCACGCCAAUCACAUAAUAUGUGAAGUACCCCAUGCUGUUUGGCACACUCAGGAGGGCAAUCUUGGUCCUCCUACAGAAGGAAGAAAUGCAUUCUUGCUACAUUUGUAAUGUUUAUCUGGGGUUUAGAGUUACAAGUGAAUAAAGCAAAAUUCAUGUUUUGCAACAGCAAGAAAAGAGUCUAGCUUUGUUAACUCUAUCUACUUCUCCAUAAUCUAGAUUUCUUAAACAUUUUCCAAUUCUAAUAUAUUUAAAGAGUAAUUGUGGGUUCCUGUUUAUCAUAUAAAUGUAUACAUAAUGGUAAACCCCUUUGUACAUUUAGUAAACUGAGUUUUGGUCUUGUGGGAUCCAGCAAGUUCAGCAUGUUGAACUUACCAAGGAGUAGCAGGAGAACCACCUAUAUUAGCAUGGUGGGAAAUGAAACACCCAUGUUAAUUUCUAAAAGGAGAGCUUAUUGAGUUGGCAUUGCACCAUCAUUGCUGUUAUAAUUAAUCAUACUAAUAAUACUGAGUUGAUAUACAAUGAUCCCCAAGCAUUUUUCUAAGGGAACUCACCAGUGGAAUUAGGCUACUGCUCAUGACUUACCUGUUGCCCCUCUUGACUCGAGAUGUGGCAUGCAGAGGUAACUAUUUGAAAUCAAACUCUAUGUCCAUCACUUUUUCAACCAACACAAAAUAUUUCUGCACCCUGAUGAUGAGGUUGCCCCAUAAUUUGUUUAACAAUAUGACCAUUCCAAUAAUCUGAGUUUGUUUGCAUAUGGAAGCAGAGGGAAUGAUUUAGUCAUAGUUCUGAAAAAGUGGUGUGGGAAAUGGAGUUGGGUUCCAGUUUCACAGUCUUCAAGCUGAAAUUGUUUAGAACUCGGUCUGUAAAGAAAAAUGGCAGAAGAGACUUCUCUCUGUUUACUACAUGGGCUAAGCAACCCUAUGCACACAUAUUCGGGAGUAAAUCCACAAACACAGUGGGACUUCUAAGUGUAGAUAUGCAUUAGAUUGUACUGUAAUUCUAGGUUUAUUUACCUUUGUUUUAAUUUGAGCCAGGGCAACAUGGGUUCUGUUCUCAGUGCUAUAGCUCACCUCUAAAAAGGAAAAUGGUUCUAAGCAUGUGCGGAGCCCCUUUUCCUCAUGUUGAGUCAUAAUAAACUCUCACAUAUCUGGAAUUAGGGGAAAGGCUUGGAAGCCAAAUGGUGUAACUUCUAGGCUAGUUUAAAUUGGUUUUUUAUUUUAAAAAAUAAGAAUCUUAAGCCACCAGAGUUUAUUCUCUAGAUUCUUGAAUAUCUCACGUAUGUAAUUUAUGUUAAAUAUGUGUACCAUGUCAUCAGCACAAGGUCUGUAUAUAAUGUGCUUGCAAAAAAGCUUUUUCUGAUGAAAACGUCCAGCCUAUUUUCUUAAAGUGCUUUACUAUGGGAAUAAUGUGCUGAUCUAUUAUAAAAACGCAAUAACUUCUGAAGCAGUUUUAUUUUGCCAUUUCCUCCCCUGUAGAUUUUUUGCAAUAUAUUUCUAGAAAUACUUUAUGCACUCUAACACAAAACAAUAUCUACAGCAGUAAUAAUAAAUUACAUGCGGUGGGAAUUCAAGCUUGUUCUCGUGUCCAAGGUGAUAUAGUGGAAAUCAUUCAUAAUGAAGAAGAAAGUAAUUGUUAUGCAGCAUUUUUGUAUUAAGCAUAGCCCCCAAAUUAUCCUGAGUAUACAGCACAAUGUUCUUGGGGCUUUGAUACAACUAAAGUCUAAUAAAAUGCAUGUGUAUAUCCCCUUA
Molecule: messenger RNA, 4081 nt
Organism: Podarcis muralis (Common wall lizard)
Lineage: Eukaryota; Metazoa; Chordata; Lepidosauria; Squamata; Lacertidae
Gene: TEX36
Product: testis expressed 36
Source: RefSeq, a predicted model, not a curated record